AUAGUCUGCUGGAAUUGCAGAGAGCUGGGAGGAGCAGGGCUGGGGAGCUUGCCAUGUGCUGAAUGCUGUACACUGGAUUUUUUUCCUCUUUCUUAGCACACAGGGAUUGGUGGCUGCUAUAACAGAGUCAAGGCAAGACCAUCCACUUUUGGACUUUUUCCUUCUCCCUGCCCUUCUACAAAGAACCAGAGCAGGACUCUGCAGGUCUGUGGAGAGGGACCUGGGAAGUGACACUUAAUGACCCAGGGAUAGGAUGCACUUGGUUUGAGGCUUGCCACAUGGAGGCAAUUAUAUUCCUUGCAUUCCAGCUCUGUGAUUCUUCCCCCAUACAAGGCUGACUGCAAUCCCUGCAAGAACUCCUCAAUGCACUGGGAGGCACUUAAACUGAGUCCCAACUCCAAAGCUCAGGACCUGUCUUGGACUAAUGAAUAAAAAUGCCAAGUUUCCUCAUUUCCUUCCUGGGUCUGUGCUAUGUACUUGGAGUGUUAGCCCAGACAGAGAUUACACGUGUAGCUGAGGAGAACGUGACGCUCCCCUGUCAGCAUCGCCUGGGCUUACUUGGGGAACAGAGCUUGGAUAUUGAAUGGCUGUUAAACCAUUCAGAGCAGAGAAAGUCCGUGCUAAUCAGUUACAGCGCUGGGAGAAUCUACGAAGGCGAGAAUGCGCGCGGACGUUACAGCUUUGCCUCCAAUUUCCUUGCCGGAGAUGCUGCAAUACUUAUCACAUCUUUGCAACCCAGUGAUGCGGGACAGUACAUCUGCAAGGUGAAGAACGCUGGGCAAUAUGAAUGGAAUCACAUUAAAUUAAAGGUUUUAGUUAAGCCGUCAGAGCCGGAAUGCCAGAUAGACGGAGAGCUGUUGGCAGGAAAAUCUAUAACCUUACUCUGCAACACAUCAGCUGGCACUGCGCCCAUCUCCUACCGCUGGCAACGGAUGAAAUACAGAGAGGACGUAACGGUGGCCAUGCCAAAAACCGCCCGCAUUGAUAAUCCGCAGCGACUCAUGUUGCAGAAUCUCACCAUAGCUGACAAUGGAUCGUAUCUCUGCGUGGUGAGCAACGACGCGGGCAGGAGGAGUUGUAGCUUGCAUCUAAUAAUAAAAUCGGAUACAAUCAAUGUGGGAUUCCUGGCCGGGGUCACAUGUGGGGCUGUGGCAAGCGUCAUCCUCGUAUGUAUUGCACUUUGGCUCCUGUUUCGAAAGAAAGAGCUGAAGAAACGCGAAGAGGAUGAAUUCCUUAAUGAAAUUAGGGAGGAUGCAGAGGCCCCCAAAGCUCGCCUUGUGAAACCGGGAUCGUCGUCCUCUGGUUCCAGAAGUUCCCGCUCAGGAUCUUCAUCCACGCGGUCUACAACCAACAGUGCCUCUCGCAGUCAGCGGACACUCUCCACCCAGGAAACAGCUCCCGGAGAGCCAAGGCACCACUGUCUGGACCAGAUCUAAAGGGAGACAGGAUGACAAGGGUGAAAGGGAAAAAGAAUGUACAUGAUUUCCAAGCGCCAUUUAAAAAACUAAUUUCGGUUCUGCCGGAUCUGGACACGUCUUAUUUAGGAUGCCAUGGUCACAUUUUAUGCCAUUUCUGACCACAUUUGGUUACUUUCCUUCACUAUGUCACCAGUAGAGACAUUGCACCUUGUUUAAAAAAAAAAAGAAAGAAAAAAAAAAAAUCACGAUUUUUAAAGACUUUAGACGUGAAGAAGAUCCAGAAAGGCUUUUACACUGAAUGAAGACGGCAGAUAGAAUAUGAACGAUGGAAAGGGAGUGUAAGCUCCUAUGCUUGUUUUGUGUGAAUAAUUUAUAUACCGCAAGUCAGCAUAGAGGAGAUUAUUCAUUAUGUGGAAUUAUUUAGCAAUGUGAAUUUUUUGUAAAACAAAAACUCUCCAGCAAUUUUACAAUGAAGGUACACGUUGACGUAUCCUUUGUGGGAAGGGUAUUUUCUUAUAAUUAAUAUUUUGAUUAUUUUUGACACCUGGUACGGAAGAACAUAAUCUUCUGGAAUAAAUGUGAGUGAAGAAGCUCUUUUAGUUUCAAGGAUGGCUUCUUUCAAAAUCGUCUUAGUGAAAAGACGUCCGAGCUCGUUCACUAUUAUUCCUUCGAGGUAUGAAUUAAGACAACCCAUAGAGCAGGGUUGCCCAGCUCCCUCCUCUGAAUGGCCCCAAGAAGUCUAAUUAAACCAUGGUUUAAUUUGCGUUACAUGAUGGAAAAUGUUCUAAGACGACGGUUCAGAAAAUAUAUUUUUGAAAAUAAACAAACAAACUUGCAGACAUGAACAUGUGCAAUGUGCCACUUGUAUUACAGAAGAUUCCAUAGAAUAUUUUUACCGUGGGCUCCAAAAAAAUAACAAAGACCUAGCUCUGAGAGAAGAUUUGGAGACCUUAAAAUUAGCCAAAAGGAAUUGAUUUAAGUCUCCUUUAAAACAGGCCUCUUAGGGUUCCUGGAAGUUAUAAUUGAAGAGGCUUUCUCUAUACAUGGGACUUGUAUAUCUGUUGCAGCCCUGAUCCCCUAGACCCUUGUAACAGGAGUUACCAUCCCUACAUGUCCCGUCUGUAUAGCAUGAUCACCUAAGCCAGGCGUAGACAACCUUCACACUCCAGAUGUGAAGGGCUACAUCUCCCAUGAUGUUUUGCCAGCAUUAUGGCUGUAAAUGUCCUGUAUAGCCUGAUUCCCUCGGAUCUUUUGAAAUGUUGUUUCCCUCUCUUAUAUCCAGAAAUGGUCCAUGAAGAAGGAAUGAGCUAGUAUCAGGGGACAGGGUAUCUGACCGUUUUUACAAGGGUUUGACAGUGGGUCGUAAUGCUGAAAGAAGGGAUUCGAUUAUCAAAAAUACUUAGGCCCAAAAGGUCACUAGUUGGAGACGGAUUGACUAAAAAUGGUAUCGAACAUCUGUGCUGAGUAUUUUAUUUAGAGCUCUAUGGAGGU
Molecule: messenger RNA, 2909 nt
Organism: Pelobates fuscus (common spadefoot toad)
Lineage: Eukaryota; Metazoa; Chordata; Amphibia; Anura; Pelobatidae
Gene: CLMP
Product: CXADR like membrane protein
Exons: 7
Coding region: 435-1436 (333 amino acids)
Cellular component (GO): cell surface; membrane; cytoplasmic microtubule
Source: RefSeq, a predicted model, not a curated record